Manduca sexta (tobacco hornworm) is the source of this 2227-nucleotide messenger RNA. It is a transcript of the gene Cog2, whose product is annotated as conserved oligomeric Golgi complex subunit 2. NCBI's taxonomy places the organism in Eukaryota, Metazoa, Arthropoda, Insecta, Lepidoptera, Sphingidae. The transcript has 6 exons. Gene Ontology annotation, biological process: intra-Golgi vesicle-mediated transport; protein transport; Golgi organization. Gene Ontology annotation, cellular component: membrane; COG complex. The record is from RefSeq and is a predicted model, not a curated record. The coding region runs from base 138 to 2213 and encodes 691 amino acids.
CCUUACGUCACUAGUGCUGUCAAGUCAAAAUGUUCGCCGCGGGUGUACGGAACGAUCUAAAUAGAUAAACUAUUAUUUUACAAACAAUUCCUCUCAAUAAUGGUGCCUUUGUAAUAAGAUGAUAUUGCUACGUUAGCAUGGAGAAUGAUAGUAUGGAAUUUACAUUGCCGCCAGCCCCUCGGGGCUUGUGCUUUGACCGCAAUGAUUUCGUCAAGACAAACUUCUCAGUGGACAACUUCCUGGAGGAACACCAGAACAUGGCAUCCCUGGAGACAAUGCGGGAUGACCUCGGAAUGUAUCUCAAAAUCUUACGGUUGGCCAUGAUUGAGCUGAUCAACAAGGACUAUGCAAACUUUGUCAACUUGUGUGCUACACUCAUUGGGUUUGACAAGGCUAUACUUAAAGUUCAGGUGCCAUUGGGACAUUUAAACGAGGAAGUUCUUAGUGUAAAACAAUGUCUAGAAGAUGCCAUGAAAGAGUUGUCCAUGUGGAUGAAUCAACGGCAUGGACUGCAGAAGAAGAAACAGCUCCUCAAAUACUACAGCCAAACUGUCAACAGUCUAAAGACAUUAGACAAUGUACUGCACAAUAUUUCUGAAAAGAAAAAACAUGAGCAAAUUGCCUUAGCAGACCGUGCUGCAAUGCAGUACAACCAACUCAAAUUCUCCAUCACAAAAUGUGAGAGUUUAGUAAAAGCUGAACAUAAAACUCAGUUCAAUGAAAUGGAAGAAAGGUUAAUAAGGACCUUAAAUGAUUUGCUUUUUCAAUUUUGGAAUAACAGCGAUGAAGAAAACCUUCUUAAAGCAUUAAUAACAUUGGCCACUUUGGACCGUGUUAGCGAAACAGAAAUGUUGAUACGGAAACAAGCCGUUGCACCAUUAUUACAAGAUAUAAUCAAUGAAUCAUCAAUGCAGAGGUGUAAGGAAGGCCUUCAAGGAAUUUACAAUCAAAUAUUAUCACUACUAGACACAAAACUAAAGUUACUAUUGAUGGUAACACAACAUUCCAAGCUGGCAUUUCUGGUUAAGAAAUAUAGAUUUUUAGUAAAUUGUUUUUGGUGCGAAGUAGAAAGUCGAUUAGAGGUGAAUCUUUCUUCUAUUUUUGCUCCUGGCAACCCUCAAAUAUUCUUUAAGAGAUACAAUGAGAGUAUACAGUUCGUAAAGAAAUUAGAAGAACUUUGUGCUGCAGAGGACACGGUAAAGUUGCUGCGUGGAACAAUAGAGUAUAAGAGUUUUCAGAGGAGAUGGAACUUGCCAGUAUAUUUUCAAAUAAGAUUUCAGGAGAUAGCAGGAAGUUACGAAGCAGUUUUACAAAAGACACCAGUCGCCGAAAACAAUGACGGUUUUGUACUAAGAGAGACGCACAAAUGUUGGAAGGCUAUACAGGAGUGUUGGUCCGAUGGUGUCUAUAUUGAAGCACUGGCUCACAAAUUUUGGAAACUUUCCCUACAGUUAAUAUCGAGAUACGCCAACUGGGCUACUGCGUUUUGUACACAGAAACCCAUCAUACAAAAACAAGAAACUAUCAAUGUAAAUAAGUCCCUAAUUGACAACAGUAUUAGCAUAUACAUAGACAUACAGACACUGUUGCAGCGACUACCGGAAUUUUUGCAUAUGGUAGAGAACAAAAUAUUCAUUGACAACAAAGAACUACUGCAAAAGAGUAUGCAAUCGUCAGAGAGGGCUCUCGCUGAAGUGAUAAACAAAAUAAGGGAAUGUAUCGUGACUGAACUAUACGAUAGUUUCAACUUACAAUUGAAACAAGUGAGUGAUAUACCGCGAUUGUAUAGGAAGACUAAUCGAAGCGUACCCACCAGACCGUGUGCCUAUAUCGACGUGGUGUCCAACUCUCUGAAAGAGUUUCAUGAAAAGGCACCGCAGAGGCUAGAUAAUACGUUCCUAAUGGAACUAUAUGAGAAACUUUUUAAUGUUAUGACUGUUUCUUACUACAAGUACGUAGAAGACGUCCUGACCUCAGUUCAAAAGACCGAAGAGUCGUUAAGAAGACUGAAACAGAUCCGGGAAAUGGCGUCGCAACAACCGAGCGAGGCCGGCGUCACGGACGGCGACAAAAUCCGCCUUCAACUACACGUUGACGUGGUGUCCUUUGGACAGCUGGCAGAAUCCGUGGCAAUCAAUGUAAAUAGUGUUCAAAAAUUCACCGACUUAUCCAAUAUGGUAACGGAAGCUGUAAAAAAUAUAGAUAAUAAAUGAUAUAUCCAGUUGUA